AUGUCAACAGCCUUGGGCUCUGCAGGACAACAGAUGUUACAGUUAGAUGAGAAGAAAUCGACAGUUCCUUCAAAUUUUUCCUCAAUACCACAGCUGAAUCCAACUGUUUCUAGCGCUCCAACAUCCUCACCACUAUUUGCUGCUCCGAGCACACCAAAUCCUUUCCUUCUUGCUGCUUUACUUAUGCAACAGAAUCAGGUUUCAUCCCAGUUACCAAAUACCGUGCAAAGUUUUGCUGCAUUGCUGCCAUACUUGCAGCAAAAUCAAAAUGGUAUCCCGAACGACCUUCUGAUGCAGAAUCUUUUACUUCAGCAGAUGACAAUACCGCAUCUUAGUGCCGCAUCACCAACUGUCAUUCAGCAGCAACAACAAAAUUCGCAGCAAUGGAUCCCAGCCGCAAGUGCAGCGUCUGCGUCAGAUAAUGUUUCUUCUCCUGUAUUGUCGACUAGUGAGGAGACACUGUCAGUAUUAUCCGAAUCUUCUCACAUCAGUCCACGUCCUCGUGAUAUUAUUUCACCAGAUAAAGAUGCUCCGUUGGUGAUACCGGAAGACGAAUAUAUGAUCGAAUCACUGAUCGAGGCUAGAAAAGGUUUAUCUGAAAAAGAAACCAUAGCGGUUGCCGUUUUGGCGGGCAUGGCCGGUUAUCAGCGAUAA
Messenger RNA from Enterobius vermicularis (human pinworm), 654 nucleotides. Lineage: Eukaryota; Metazoa; Nematoda; Chromadorea; Rhabditida; Oxyuridae. The record is from the annotation of a GenBank genome assembly.